Molecule: messenger RNA, 1593 nt
Organism: Neohortaea acidophila
Lineage: Eukaryota; Fungi; Ascomycota; Dothideomycetes; Mycosphaerellales; Teratosphaeriaceae
Product: amino acid/polyamine transporter I
Exons: 4
Coding region: 1-1593 (530 amino acids)
Biological process (GO): transmembrane transport
Cellular component (GO): membrane
Molecular function (GO): transmembrane transporter activity
Source: RefSeq, a predicted model, not a curated record
AUGGACAACAGCAAAGAGCUCAAGACACCUACCUCCGACGUACUCAGCGAGGAGAUCUCACAGCACGCCGAGUUUGCCCAAGACGUGCAUGGCGGCAAUGGCUUUGACCAGCACGACAUGCACCGCAUGGGUAAGAAGCAAGAAUUGCGGCGCAACUUCGAAUUCUUCUCCAUCGUCGGCUUCGUCUCCAUCCUUCAGGCAACUUGGGAAUCGACGCUGGUUGCAAGCUACAUCGGCCUGUUCAAUGGCGGCACCGCGGGCGUCAUCUGGCUCACCAUCGUCUCUUGGUUCUGUUUCCUCUUACUGAUUGCAUCCAUGGCCGAAAUGGCCAGCAUGGCACCGACUGCCGGCGGGCAAUAUCAUUGGGUGUCUGAAUUUGCGCCUGCUAAUUGGCAAAAGCCGGCAUCCUUUCUCGUUGGAUGGACGUGUUGCCUGGGCUGGGUAGCAGGCAUUCCAACCUGCGCCCAAAUCCUAGCGGGCCUCGUCCAGGGCAUGGUCUUGUUGGUAUAUCCCAAUGCAACAGUGGCUUCACUCUGGCAGACUGCAUUACUCAUCUGGGCCAUUAUGAUCAUCGCAUUCGCCUUCAACAUCUUCGCCGCCAAAUACUUGCCUCUGGCGGAGAGCAUCGUCCUUGUCGUCCAUGUGCUGGGUUUCCUUGCAUUCCUUAUCGCCAUGUGGGCUUUUGGCCAUCAUGCACCAGCCGAGAAGGUGUUUACCAAGUUCAACGACGGCGGCGGCUGGGGAAGCGUGGGCCUCAGCACCUUGGUUGGCUUCGGCAGUCCGCUGUGGUUCUUCAUCGGCCCAGACGCUGGCGCGCAUAUGAGUGAAGAGCUGCGGGAUGCAUCGCUUACCCUCCCCCGCGCCAUGAUGUGGUCGACGUUUUUGAACGGCAUCAUCGGCAUCGUCACCCUCAUUACCUUCUGCUUCUGCAUCACCGAUCUGAAUGCGGUGCUGAACACCCCAACCUACCAACCGGUGCUACAAGUCCUCUUUGACAUCUCCGGAUCCUACGUGGCGACGUGUAUCUUGGGCAGCCUGCUCUCGUUCCUCACCCUCUUCGGCACUAUCACCAACAUCGCGACCGCCUCCCGACAAUGCUGGGCGUUCGCACGCGAUGGAGGCUUCCCCUUCAGCAAGUGGCUCUCGCACGUCCACCCGCGCUAUCAAAUCCCGCUGAAUGCUCUCUACAUGUGCGCCGGCGCCAGCUUCAUCCUCGCCGCCAUCAACUUCGGCUCGACGGUCACCUUCUUCGCCAUCAUCGCCAUCUCCAACGCUGCUUUGAUCUUCUCCUACCUUGUCAGCACCCUCUGCAUCCGCAUCAAGCGUCUCCGUGGCGAGCCGCUGCUCCCGCGUCGCUGGAGCCUAGGGAGAUGGGGUGGCGUUGUCAAUGACAUUACUCUCGCCUUCCUCGUGCUCGCCUUUGUCUUCAGCUUCUUCCCGACUACUCCGCUGACUGGAGACUCCACGUGGGCGACGGAUAUGAAUUGGGCGUGCGUGGUGUUUGGGGCGUGCUGCCUGUGGGCUUGGGGGUACUACGUGAACGGUGGGCGUGACAUCUAUGUGGCGCUCGUCCGGUUGGUUAAGACUUUAUGA